Caenorhabditis briggsae is the source of this 1455-nucleotide messenger RNA. It is a transcript of the gene Cbr-apx-1, whose product is annotated as Protein CBR-APX-1. Gene Ontology annotation, molecular function: calcium ion binding. Gene Ontology annotation, cellular component: protein-containing complex; plasma membrane. NCBI's taxonomy places the organism in Eukaryota, Metazoa, Nematoda, Chromadorea, Rhabditida, Rhabditidae. Gene Ontology annotation, biological process: cell communication; heterophilic cell-cell adhesion; establishment or maintenance of epithelial cell apical/basal polarity. Bases 1 to 1455 code for a protein of 484 amino acids. The record is from RefSeq and is a predicted model, not a curated record. The transcript is spliced from 8 exons.
AUGACUAACUCCUCGACCAUCACCGCUUCCACCCUCAUCCUCAUUCUCCUCGCCCCGUCCAUGCACGCUUCCGGAACCAUCGAACUGCUCGUCGCCUCGCCACGAACCAUCCUUCUCGAGCCGACAGUCUGUGCGAAUUUCGAGUGCGCCGCGCCGGAUGAGCUGUCGAGCCCGCGAAAGGUACAAGGAGAGCUGAGAUUCAACACCGGACGCUACCAAGGAGAAUCCCGUGAGAUCAUCGAUGUGCAUCUCAAAGUUAUCGAGCCCGGAACAAAUGCCAUCCUCGCCAUCGAACACCACCGCCCAUCGGCUGACAAUGAAUGGAAUCGCAUGCCGAUCGUCGUGACGACUUCCACCGGAUUCAAUGUGACCGUUCAGUUGAGGAACAAGUGUGAUAGCAACUACCACGGACACCGUUGCGGCAGCUACUGCAUCCCAUCGCCCGAUCACCACUGGGAGUGCUCGCCACAAGGACAACGACGCUGCUUGCCAGGAUGGACCGGCGGCGAUUGCUCGACUCCAAUUUGCGCCUCUGGCUGCAACGGACACGGAAAAUGCGUCGCCCCCAACCAGUGCGCCUGCAUCAACGGCUACAAGGGAGCGCAGUGCGAGCAGUGUGUGCCACGCGCCGGUUGCCUCAACGGACAGUGCCAUAACGACGUUCCGAACACGUGCAAGUGUCGCGAUGGUUUCAUCGGUGAUCGAUGUGAUAUUGACGUUCAAGUGUGCUCCAUCGAGAAGCCGUGCGCCAACGGUGGUCGUUGCUCGAUUGAUACCAAGUCUCCGAACGGCUACAAGUGUGAAUGCCCAUUUGAUUUCCUUGGACCACAAUGCAAAACUCCAUUGAGCAGUGUGAAAUGCUCCGCCACAGCAAAGGAUGUUUGUCAGAAUGGUGGAGCAUGCAUCUCAAUGGACGACCGAACGAUUCAGUGCAAGUGUCGCGCCGGAUUCACUGGAAAAUUCUGCGAGUACGGAACGCAUGGGGACUGCUCGACGCUGAAAUGCACGUCGCCAACUGCCACGUGUCAUAUGAGUGGAGACCUGCCGAUUUGUGUGGAGAGUAAUGAAGACGUGGUGACGACGACACCAACGAUGAAAAGUGUGAAGGUGUUGACGAAGAAGAGAAGAAUGGAGCAGGAAGCAGCACCGAUUGAGCAAGAUCCACUUUUACUGAUUUCGCUGCUUCUUCACGUCAACGCUGCCGCGUCUACACUUCCGAUGACGAUGUCACCGACGUCAAAGGCUUCUACGUCUUCUAGGCCGCCUGUUUAUAAGGUCUGCAUCAUUGACACGGAAUGCGGAAUCUCAUCCGAUCAACACCAACACCAUCCACGUCAUCACAACUCUCCGCCACCAGCGUACACAUCGCCGAUGAUGCCACGUGUCUACCGAAGCUUACCGCAAACGAUGGACGACGAUUCGAAUACAUUUCGGAGCCCAUCUGGGAAAUGCUAG